Messenger RNA from Neofelis nebulosa (Clouded leopard), 5904 nucleotides. RefSeq names its product RRAD and GEM like GTPase 2 (gene REM2). Lineage: Eukaryota; Metazoa; Chordata; Mammalia; Carnivora; Felidae. Bases 4105 to 5130 code for a protein of 341 amino acids. Gene Ontology annotation, molecular function: calcium channel regulator activity; GTPase activity; GTP binding. Gene Ontology annotation, cellular component: plasma membrane. The transcript has 5 exons. The record is from RefSeq and is a predicted model, not a curated record.
ACACCACUCUAGGAACCCUAAGGACUGACCCUCUCCACCACUUGCACCUACUACCUGGGGCUCAGCCCUACGGUGACUGACACCAGGGGUCAGCACCAAGCCUCUUUACUCACCACCAGUCCAGAAGUCUAGUGAGCCAGCUGGGCACUGUAGUGGGAAUGUUCCCAUUCAUGGAGUACUCCCAGAGCACAGAUCAUAGAAGCAGAAUGUCCCUAGGGGAACGCAGGAGCCUUAACUCCUGGACCCCCACCAAGCAGUUACAGUCUGUCCUGCGCAAGAUAGGUGAACUCUUGGCCAGGAUGCCUCAAAGCAGGCAAAAAUAAGUUGAAAGAAAAAAAUCAAACAUCUGGGGUGUGAAGAUGCUGGCAUCACUUUGACCAAAUCCAAAAAGGUCUGCCUAGAAGAGGGCCCAAACUAGACUCUAAAGAACGUGGUCCAUAGGUGGAAUAGAGUUGUGGAUUCUAGGAACAGUGAGAAUCCACAGGAUAAAACUAAGCAGAUGUGAGGGCUAGGGCUGCAGGCUGAACCCCAGACCUCCUAAGAAAAGAGGCAGGAGUGUAAGCAGUGGCCAGAGUUGAAGAGCUAGAGUGGGUGAUGGAGGAGGGAAUAACCUGGAGAAAUGUUGGAGCCCAGCCUCUGGUAAGUGAGGUGACAGAAGCCGUCCCAGAGUUUGAAACGAAAACUGGGACAAGGGAUACAGAAGGCGUCUAUGGGGGUGGCAUGGAGCUGAGGCAUUCCCGAACAGAAGCAGACUCUCCUCAGGCUCGCCCUCACCCUUCCUGGCCGGCCUGGUCUAGCCCCAGCCUCUGGCGGAAGGGCCCUGGUAAUUACAGCCUGUCUGUGUCUGUGCCCACAUCCGCACACCCAGCACCAACCGCAUGUUUCCUCCUCUCAGUGAGCAAGAGCCUAGGGAAGUGGCAGAGAGUGAAUAUGGUAUAGUCCUGGAUUGAGGGAUCUUGGGAAAGACCGAGAUUCCUUUGACUCCAGACCCUCUCCAGCGAUUGGGGAAGGGACUUCAGAGAUCCCCAUCCUUGCAUACCCUUCUCCCUUUGGGUCUUCCUUCCCUAGUGCUAACAGUCCCUGGGUUCCCCUAGUGAAAGGCCCAGGGAAGCAGGGAAUGCUGAUUUUCCUUCCACACCUCCCCAUCUCCUGGUCUGCACCCUCUCCCUUGCUCCUCUCCUUCAGCUGACAGCCUCAUCACUUGUCCUGCUCCAGACCUUUGACCUCCUGGUGUUAUUUGUAAUUUGUGGACAAAGACAUGGUAAAAGAAUGCUCCUCAGGGUGGAAUGCUUCAGGAAGCCAGAGGGAAGACCUGAGGGUAGAGUUCACUGGGAAGGGCUGUGUGUCCUGAGCCUGAAAUAAGUUUCUCUAGGUGCUGGGUGUAUGCUCUAGAAGGUGCAAAGGGUAAUGCUACUUUUGUCAGCCACAGAGAAGCCCCAGGUUGGUGGGAAGAGGGGACUUAGCCUUGUACAGGCAACAUGGGAAACUCAGAAGGUCCCACCCAGGAGAGGUGGGGAGAGGGUGGGGAACUGGGGAGCAGUCACUCAAGUUUAUUUGCACCAAGCCCUAUGGAAAAAGAAACAAAGCCACCUCACAUCCUAUCAGGACAGAGACAACACUAUCCAAAGUGCCCAGUACUGGGGCGUGGGACUCCUGUCAAAGCUCUCAGUGCAGAGGAGGGAGGUGUCUCAGCAUGAGAUGGAGAUCAGGCUGGGAAUCUGAAAUAACAGCACAUACUAGCAUUGAGUCCUUAAGAAUCUGGGACUGAACCAAGCUCCAGACCCUGCUGGGAGGGGAGAGGGACCCCUAGCCACACUGCCUGAGGUUGUGGGAGCACCAGAUAGUUGGGCAACCUGCUGAGUGCCAGAUCCUUUUUCAUGUGUAGUGAGCCCUCAAAACAAGGCUGUGCCAUGGGCAUCAUAAUCCCAAUUCACAGGUUUGGAAGCAGUUUCAUAGGAAUUAGGAGACUAGCCCAGUAUCUACACAGAGGCAGAUUUAAACCUGGAUUGGUUCAGUUCCAAAUUUCACCCUUGCCCCUUGCCCCACUAUUCCACAGACUCUCCCGUGGAGGAGAGCCAACAUUUCUCAGGUUAUUCCCUCCUUCACUUCUUACUAGUGGGACAAGAGAGAUAGUGGUUCAAGGUGAAACCCAGCUGGCUCCUGUGACCCAAAGCACAGUCAAUGGUAAUGGUCAAUAAUCCUUCCUGGGGUCUGCAGCCCCCGUCUCACUCUUAUAUGGUAUCAUAGAAAUUAAUCCAACCACCUAAGUGGGUUUUCCAGAUACAUGAGGCUCACCCCUUUACAAUAUAAAACUUUUAAAACUCAUUUUGUAAGGAAAUCAUUCUAAACCAUCUUCAGCACAUCUGCAAUAGAACACACAUUUUUCCAGAUGGCUGAGGAUCAUUCAUAGAAACCAAUGGCUUCUCUAUAACAAUGUUUUCAGAAGCUGUAACAGUGUCAGGGAAGCUGUUCGCCUUUUUGCCAAAAUGCUCUUAGACGACUUUUUAAAUGCUUAUGACACCUUUAAAGUGUUUUGUGGUGUUGUUGCCCUUGCUACUGGGUGAUCAGGGGUCACUUGCUACUCUAAUGUUCUGUAAUUUCCUGUAAUGAGUAUAGGAACACAUAGACACAUACUGAAAUUGUAAAUAAGGACAAGGGAAGCUGUGAUUGAAGCCUGGAGAGUCUAUCCAAUGAGUAAAGUAUGUAAGUACUGUAGUUGCUCAGGGGUCCCUUCUGAUCCCCCUAGACCCCAAACGUUGCCCCGUAGUAGAUCUCCGGUCAGUGAAGUGUUACUGCACAUUAGUCCAUGAUUACUAUUUGUCUCUUCCAUUGGAGGAGUCCCCUGAAGAUUACAAUACAGACUGUUCCAAAUAAUAGAAGACAGUUGGAAUAUUUAAGACAAAGAAGGCAGCAAGGCAGAUGAAAAACAGUCUUUGGCAUUGGAAGAACCAGGGUGGGAAUCCUGGUGUCCCCAUUUUCCAGCUGAUGGUUGAUUUGGGGACAGGCUACCCCCCUACCACUCUAAGCCUUCAGGUCAUGAGAAUGACAGGAGAUAAUGCAGGAAGCUGCUUCACACAGCACCUGGCAAACAUGGGGUGAGGAGGAGCCAGAAAAUCAGAAGGUAUGUUUGGGUGCUUGCAGCGUUGGGAAGAAAGAUAAGAACUGAUCUGAAGGGAAAGGGCCUUUCCACACGAAAAAGGAUCUGGCACUCAGGGAAAAGGAAGCUGGCAGAAAAGGAGCAGUAAAGGAGAGGUGCCAUGCUGGCUUCCCACAAAGACGCAGACAUCAUCGUGUAGUCCAGGAGGCCUGGUGGUGCCCUGGAGAGUGUGGAGAGGGGGCUGACACUUGGGACUGGGAACUUCUAGAGGGCUAAGCUCUGUGUACUAACACCAGGUUGGUGGGCCUGGCAGGGAGGGAGAGAAGGGGAGCCCACAUGGUUCGCAUCCACCUAAACGUAGUGACAGAAUGAAGCUGCCCAAACAAGGCAGCCAUCUCCCCUUCCUUAGCGCCCCCAUCUGCCUAGGGGCCCAGCUGGGAAGUGGCUACUCUGGUGUGUCUUAACCCAGAAGGGGUGGUAUGGGAAAGGAGAGGGUGAUGGGGAAGCUUGGUGCCAGGGUGACCGGUGUCUCUUGGUUUCUGCCUCCAGACCCUCCAUUUAGCCACUGAGCAGCCACUCUGACCUGGACACUGGGCUGGAAGGCUGAGAGUACACAAAUGACGCACAGUCCUGGUUCCUGGACUCCCAGUCCCUGGGUCCUUGCCUCCGGCCAUCCUCCACUCCCUUACCCACUGACCCCUCAGCCCACUUCUCUGAAUGCCUGUCUCUUUUGCUCCUCUGACUCCAGUCUGUUCAGGUCUUAGCCAGACUCCGCAGUGUGUGUGCUCCCAGAGGGAAGCCACACAAAGGAAAGGGGGGGGGGGGGGGCAGAAAGGAGGGAAUCCCGCUGACAUCACUGCUCAUUAGCAUGUGUGACCUCAUCAGGGGGCGGGACAACUUCCCCAGGUGUUGGGGGGGGAAUGGGGGUGGUAUUUAAGGGAAAAGCUGACAGUGCUGCUGAGUGAGGGAGCGGGGACUGCAAGCGGCUGGGCUGCACACGCACGCGGAUGCACACGGACCUCGACACGGACAUGGACACAGACACAGAAACCACAGCACUCUGCCCCUCCGGCAGCCACCAGGCCUCCCCCCCUGGGACGCCCAUACCAGAAACAGAUGCCACACUGCUGAAGAAGCCAGAGAAGCUGUUGGCAGGGUUGGACCGGGGUGGGCCACCACCGGCCCCAGGGGCACCCAGACGAAGAGGCAGUAUGCCUGUUCCCUACAAGCACCAGCUGCGGCGUGCCCAAGCUAUAGAUGAACUUGACUGGCCACCUCAAGCCUCAUCCUCUGGCUCCUCUGACUCCUUGGGCUCGGGGGAGGCAGCCCCCACCGAACAAGAUGGCAUCUUCAAGGUCAUGCUGGUAGGGGAGAGCGGCGUGGGCAAGAGCACCCUAGCAGGCACUUUCGGCGGUCUCCAGGGAGAUAGUGCUCAUGAGCCAGAGAACCCAGCAGAGGAUACCUAUGAAAGACGCAUCAUGGUGGAUAAGGAGGAAGUGACUCUAAUUGUUUAUGACAUCUGGGAACAGGGGGACGCAGGGGGGUGGCUGCGGGACCACUGCCUUCAGACCGGGGAUGCCUUUCUCAUCGUCUUCUCAGUCACCGACCGACGAAGCUUCUCCAAAGUUCCAGAGACCCUACUUCGGCUCCGGGCUGAGAGGCCCCACCACGACCUCCCUGUCAUCCUCGUUGGAAACAAGAGCGACCUAGCCCGCUCGCGGGAGGUCUCACUGGAGGAGGGCCGCCACCUGGCAGGGACACUGAGCUGCAAGCACAUCGAGACGUCGGCGGCGCUGCACCACAACACGCGGGAGCUCUUCGAGGGCGCGGUGCGCCAGAUCCGGCUGCGGCGGGGCCGGAGCCGUGCUGGGGGCCCGCGGCCCGAGUGGGGCAGCCCCGACGGCCCCGCGCCGCCCGCGCGCCGCGAGAGCCUCACCAAGAAGGCCAAGCGCUUCCUUGCCAACCUGGUGCCGCGCAACGCCAAGUUCUUCAAGCAGCGCUCCAGGUCGUGUCACGACCUCUCCGUGCUCUGAGCCGCGGUCGUCAUGGCCACCGCGGUCGUCAUGGUCACCGCGCCCUCAGCUCACCCCUUCACCCCGCCCCGCCCCCGUCCGGCUUCCUUUGUGAAGACCGUCUAGGAAACCAAAAAGUCCGAGGGCGCGCGGGUGUGGCCGCGGGGGGCGGGCCCCCUGCCCCCAGCCCCUGGUGGGCGUCGCCCCCAGCCCUGCCACCACGCGCGUGCCCUGGCUACCUCCCCGCCCAAGAGCGCCUAGAAGGCCAGGACGCAGACCUGCGGGCGGGCACGCUGCGGUCGGCGAGCGAGGCGGCUUCUGGCGGGCAGGAGGAGAUACAGUUCCGUGAGCUACUUUGACUUUUAUUAAGUCGCGCUUGACCACCUCUCCUGUAAAGAGACCCUAAAAGUGAGAACUGGAAAAGUGCUUGGUAGACCCCUUUACAGUUCUCUGCGCGAACACGCCUCAUCUUUAAGACAUCCUUAAAGGUAAAAACACUGGAGACGCUUCAUUGAGACUUUUCCCAAAACGUGCUGGCUCUUAUCUGCUGCACUUGUCCACUUUGCCUUUAAGAAGUUCUUAAAGGCAAAGGCCUGGAAGUGCCAUUUUUCAGAAUCGAUUCUGUGAUUUACCACUACAUCAUGGCACUUCCCUUUUAAGGUUAUUAAAGGUAAGGUUUGGACAGACUCUUGCCUUCAGAUGCCAUUGUUAAGAGCUGAGCAGGCAGCACCCUGGGCCCAGGAGGCCCCAGCAAAAGAGCCACCCUUCCCUUUUCAAUAAAGAACUUUUCUACUA